UAAACCUCAUUCUCGAGGGUAGCGCGACCUGGAUGCGUGUUAGGGACUCGGAGGACAAAUAUGAUUGAAGAAUAACAAAAUAUAAAACGGGCAGAAAAUGGACUACAUACAGUAUGAUACCGCAACGUAUUGUACCAGGAUAGCUAAUUAAUUACCACUUCUGGGUUUCACGAAUUACAUACCAGCAAAUACGCAUUGAUUUCUUUCUGAGAUGAACGGUAUAGAGUGCAAAUCUUGACUUUCUCAACGGGCUAGAUUUGUAUAAUCGAUAUCAUCAACUCCCGCCAUGGCAUCCUCGUCACCACCUACCCGUGGUUACCAUGCCGACGGUGCAUCUUUAAGUGACAUCCUGCUGAUGGAGUUAGCCGAGCACCUCCAUCCAAACGAUUAUCGUCCCCUUGGUGUUCGUCUUGGGUUCAACGAGACCAGACUGUCCCAGAUAGAACGAUCGCAUCUAGGAGUCAUCUCUGAAUGCAUGUAUGUCAUGCUGACAGAAUGGAAAAGGCGAGAAGGGCAGGACGCUAAACCACAACUUCUCAUCCAGUCUGUGCGAGAGAGCAAGAACUCCGAAGCUGCUGAUUGGCUACAAUCAGAACUUGGACUUUGCAACCCUCCUUUACGGACAAUAUCAGUUGAAGAUAGACUGAACGAAGGCAAUGUGCCCGCCUUACCCGACUGUUUAACCGAGAGACCGGUGGAAUUAGCCGAGCUGAGGGGUAAACUGCGUCGAGUAGCCUCCUCCGAUAAACCUGGGCGAUGGGUGGCGGUGUGCGGUAUGGGAGGAAUGGGGAAAACUAUCCUGGCUAACCAAGCAGUAAGAGAUGAGAAACUUGUAGAAGAACUUUUCUCAGAUGGUAUCUUCUGGAUGUCGAUGGGAAACGUGAAAGAAGAAAACAGUAUCCCAGAUCGUCUAGAGACACUAUGCCGAAUCUUCGACAGUAACCUAUCAUCAGCACCUUCUCCUCCUAAGACACUGGAACAAUGGAAGAAUCUCUUAACUAAACUCAUAAGUCAACGAUAUCCCAGGUCUCUUCUGGUUCUGGAUGAUAUUUGGAUUCCAAAUGUGGUGGCAGCCUUUGAUGUACGUUGCACUGUUCUUAUGACUACGAGAGACAGCGGGGUGAUGAGUCGUGUUUCAGGAGAUAAAGAGGAACUGAAUUUGUCUCACGGUUUGUCUAAAGACCAGUCUAUCAAGGCAUUAUCUGAAUGGACUUGCAUCCCGCUCGAUAAUCUCCCUCCCGAAGCCGAGCUCAUUCACGGCUUCAGCUGCGGGUCACCUCUCGUCAUCUCCAUCGUAGGCGCCCUCCUUCGUGACUUCCCUGAUCGCUGGCAGUUCUAUGUGGCACAGAUGGAGGCUAAAAAACUCCAGGAUCUCUCAUCAGAUUCUAGCUACGAGUACCGUAGUGUUUAUGAUGCAAUCGAAAUGAGUGUAGAGCAACUGACGACUUCCCAGAUCGAGGUUUAUUCUUGGUUCGCCGUCUUCGAAGAAGGCAUCAAACUUUCGAGUCAGGUACUAGCGAUGCUGGUGGAGUGUUCCAAGGAAGAGGUAGAAGAUCGAAUGAGGGGUAUCACACGUAGGUCUUUGGUCUCUACAGAAUGGUCUACUUACGAUGAAUGUCGAGUCUAUUGGAUUCAUGACCUCCUUCAUGAUCAUCUGGUUGCCAGGGGAGCUGGAAGAGACAAGCCACUGACCAUCUGCAAUGAGUUCAGAUGUCUGCUGACGCUGUGCAAAUUCAAGUCCUGUAGAAGAGAUAUUAUUCAGGCAGCCUUACAUUUCCCACCUUCGUCCUUAGUCUACAGGAGAGCUCUAAGAGUAGCCCAAGAAACUAGAGAUGGGUUUUACAUCAAAGAAAGCACCAAUAUCCAACCCAUGAUGACUUGUGUGAGACAUGGAACUACUGGUAAAUCUGCAAGACGAUCUCAACUCCUACCAGACGGCAAAGAAGUUGUAUCGGUUGGAUUCGAAGGAUUGUUUCAGAUCACUGACAAAUACUCGGGUGCAGUUCGGAUGCAAAUCUCUGCUCACACGGACAGCAUCAGCGAUCUGUCUGUUAGUCCUGACGGCGCACUCCUCGCUACCUCGUGCACUGCCGACCGCUGUGUCAAUGUUUGGAAUAUUACGAAGGAAUGUAGCCAAUCACAGCGUCUUGUGAAGCGAUUAUGUCAGGACAAUGCCCGAAUUACCUGCUGUGCUUUCGUUUCCGUCCGCAAGGAGCUGAUGCUUGUUUCUGGGGAUGAUUCAGGUUGCCUUAAGAUAUGGGAUGGAUGUUUUUCAUUAAGACAUUCAGUCAAAGCACAUGCGUUAUCUAUCAUAACAUGCAGUCCUUGUCACGCUGAGGGUACCGUUUUAACUUGUGCGAAGAGGGAUGACACAGCGAUGGUAUUUUCUGCAUCAUCGGGCGAACGAAAAUGCGAGAUAAACCACUCAGACGAUGUUUUAGAUGCGGUGUAUCUUAGCAACGGUUUAAUCGUGACAACGACCGGAUUUGAAGUUCAGGUUUCUAACAGCAGUGGACGUCGAAUCUGCCUAUGGUCGGGUAAUACCGAGAAUGAGUUCUACGAGAAACUGAGCUGCUGUACCGGAUCAGAGGGACACCUCAUCGCUGUUACCGGUCGAGGAGGAAAGAUCACAGUUUUGAGACUGGGGAUGACGUUUCUGAUUUCGCGGAAUCUGUCGCUAUUUUGUAUCCUCAAAACUGGGGGCAUCUUUCGCCUAGUCAAUCAUACUUCCAUUUCAUCAUUCAACGGAGAGAAAGGCAGUAAAGAAUCGCUCUUCCUCACUACGACACAUGACUGUGGACUUACAGUGGUGUGGAAGAUAUUAAAACAAGAUCCCCCUGUCACUUUGAACCACGCCGUUUGGGAUGCAUCAUUCAGCCACAGCGGAGAACUCAAUUGUCUUGUUGCUACCGAGUGUCCUGACUCCAAACAGAUAAUGAUGGCGACUUACUCGGACGAGAGAAACUGCUUCAGUUCCUGUACCAAAGUACUGAAGGUAGGCGAGGGAGUUAAUAUCAAUGCUGUUGAUAUUAGCAAGGUCCCAGGGCAAGCCGGUGUGUAUACAGACGAAGGCAUACAAGUUGUAAAACUUCCAAAACCGGGCAAAAAUCGCAGCAAAUCAACGAAUGACUGUCACGUCUUUGAGCCUUCAGAAAACAAGAUUUUACUAGCACGAAUCAUUGGCAAUAAGCGAGAACUUCUUACCGUCUCUACCGGUUCAGGGAUAAGCAUAGAGGUUUGGUCGACGGAUAAGCAGCCAUCAGUGGUAUCCAGCAGUCCUGUCAUAACGUCCCACCAGGGACUUUCUGCCGACUUGUCAUGUGAUCAAGCAAACCUAGUAGUUGGCUGUUCAGAUGGAACUGCUCUUCUGUUUAAGAUGUGCGAUGGUAGUCUAGGCGAAGGGGAACCAAUCCAUAUGCAGGGCCCACCAAGUCGUGUGAGUCGGACCGAGUUCUCAGCCGAUGGAAAACUAGUACUACUAGCUGGCUGGAAACACCUAAAGGUAUAUGAUGUGAGCACCCAACAGGAGUUGAGCAGUAUUACGGAAGAAAUGCCCAUUGCAAUGGCUCACUUUAUUACGGACUCCAGCAAGAUAGUUACAUCGACAGGGACUAUGAUAAAGGUAAGAACGGCAAGAGAUGGAAUAGAGAAGAGCAAGAAGAAAAGUUACACUCAAGUCACAGACAUCCAAAUUUCUAGAGACGGUUCAAUGAUGGUCACUACGGGACAUAUCAGAACAUUUGACAAUGGUUACAUUGAGUGGUGGAAGGCAGAGGAAGGAAAUCUAGUGUUGUUGCAGAGAUUUCGACUCAACAGCCGCACAAAACGAAUCAUCUGCAAUCCUCAGUUCUCUUCAUUUGUCACAGUAGACGAACUGGGACACAUAUUCGUUUUUGAGAGAAUUAACACAAAGCAUUGAAAAGAACUUCGAUCGGGACCACAAUAAAGCUACAGGGAAAAACAUGGAGGAGAAGUAAUAAGAUGUUAGACAUAUGUCUUCAAACAAGGCAUUGUAUCUAACAUAAAUUUUUUUUUAAAUAAAAAAACAAGGCAUUGUAUCUAUAUAUAAUGUUAUCUGGGAGGAUGCGCAAGUCUUUGUAGUCUGCUCAGCAUUGUGAGCGCCCGUAACAACUAACAUCGUGCCUUGCUCUAGUGUUUCCCAGGGAGUGGAGAAUAUGAACAAGCCUGAAUCCGAUGACCGGGAUGUGUUAAGCGCUAUAUAUCUACAGAAUAUGAUUAUCAUUAUCCAGUUUCUCAAUCUGUGUUGUUGGACGGAUGUAAAUCUUUUCAAUGCUCCAUAUGCUACGAACCCUAUAGGAGCCCGACAGGAUAUACGCCCGAACGAAUAGAGUGAACACGUAAUGUCAUUAUCGUACCUGUAUACACAAUGCAAUUGAUCAUAUUACAUGUAUCUGUAAAUUUAUUCCUCAGUUUGUGCUGCCUGUAUCCAUACACUUCAUAUCAAUAGCCAAAUCAGUCGCAUGGCUUCAAUUAUUUCAUAAUGUUAGUAUUCGGUCCAUAAUCUUCACUUUAUCUGACUAUGUUUUUUGGAAAAUAUUCAUGUUCAACAUGAAUAUAUUUUUAACAGUGACUCAUCUAACUGAUUGGGUUUUUUAAUUUCUGAAUCUACGGGCAUCCACAAUUAUUCACUGUUUAUAAAGUUUCUCUCAUUUAUUUAUUCGAAUCUUUUGGACGAUCUGUUUGAACAUAAAUGUUGCUAUGCGUGAUUGUUUACUGAAUACCAUUUAGAAUUGAAGUGAAUCGAAGUUUCGAAAUGUUAAUAAUCCUGUCAAUAUGUUCAGUUGCUUUCUAAAUGCAAUACAAUUUCUACAGUAUUAUAACCUAUUAAUGAAAUGACCUUUUAAGGUCAAAUUAUACAUCAAGAAAAUGUUAAUUAGAUCAAACACUUUUAAGUUAAUAAGGUCAGAAUUUUUUUCGGGGGGGGGGGUUCAAGGGAGUUUUACAACCCCUGCCCUAUAAACAAUUUUUUCAGUUUUAUAUUUUCGUAACGUAGAGCUAUUGAUUUUUCUUGUGACAACAUUUGACCGGGCUUCCCGAUGUGUGUGUGGUAUGUGUGUGCGUGUGCUUAACGGGUUUGUAAAAAUGUCCCAAGGUCUGGGGCGGAGAAUAAGGUCGGAGUUUUGGGAACAGAUAUAAGCAACAACUAGCUAUAAUCCUCUUUUGUUUUACAGUGUAUUCCUCUUGACUAUUGAGCUCUUUAUGACUAGUAAGUACAUGUACGAAAGAUUGUAACACGUGUGUGUUUGUGUGUGUGUUUUGUACUGUCCUGUCAUGUACAACAAUAUACUAUCCUACUAAAUUAUAUUGAUAUCAAGAUUGAAUGGUAGUCAUCUGGAAUGUAGUGCUGGCGUGACCAGCUGUCUAUCGAAUAAUGGCUGGAAAUUUGUCAAUCUGUUUUUGUAUUAUUAUAUUUAAUAAUUUCUGCAUUCCUAUGAAUACAGAAGGGGUAUGCCUAUGUAUGGAGCCCCACCCGCUCUGUAUCGUGAUGGACUACCUAUGAUUGAACAUUUUCCAUCUCCGAAUUUUUAUCAGCGUGUUGGCUUUU
This is a messenger RNA of Strongylocentrotus purpuratus (purple sea urchin), 5566 nucleotides long. RefSeq names its product apoptotic protease-activating factor 1. Bases 287 to 3919 code for a protein of 1210 amino acids. Gene Ontology annotation, molecular function: ADP binding; protein binding. NCBI's taxonomy places the organism in Eukaryota, Metazoa, Echinodermata, Echinoidea, Camarodonta, Strongylocentrotidae. The record is from RefSeq and is a predicted model, not a curated record. The transcript is spliced from 22 exons. Gene Ontology annotation, biological process: signal transduction.